AUGGCCGUCAGGGGGGGUCCCUGCCUGCCUGCCUGCCUCCCCCCUGGCGCGGGACCGGGCGCGCCGCACUUAUGCACCAGCGUUGAAGAAAGGCCUCCCGCGCCUGGCCGGCCGGAUCGGCGGCACAAUCUUCAAGGGGGGGCCCCUUCCAGGAAUCUCGGGAAGCCAGGUGAGGGCCUGAGAAAAUCACCUGGAGGCCUGGCCGGUGCCCUCGUUGACAGCAACCUUAAUUCGCAGAGCACUAGCGAGGCCGUUGGACGAGGGUUGCGCGGGAAGACAUGGGGGGUCCUCACUGGCCCUCGUGGUCUCCGUCCGGGGUUCCAUAUGCCGUCCCAGACACACUACUCGCGUCUGCUCUCCACGCGCAACGACUAUGUACGAUGA
Molecule: messenger RNA, 384 nt
Organism: Aplosporella prunicola CBS 121167
Lineage: Eukaryota; Fungi; Ascomycota; Dothideomycetes; Botryosphaeriales; Aplosporellaceae
Exons: 1
Coding region: 1-384 (127 amino acids)
Source: RefSeq, a predicted model, not a curated record